Molecule: messenger RNA, 1366 nt
Organism: Gossypium raimondii (Peruvian cotton)
Lineage: Eukaryota; Viridiplantae; Streptophyta; Magnoliopsida; Malvales; Malvaceae
Product: delta(12)-fatty-acid desaturase FAD2
Exons: 1
Coding region: 56-1207 (383 amino acids)
Biological process (GO): lipid metabolic process
Molecular function (GO): oxidoreductase activity, acting on paired donors, with oxidation of a pair of donors resulting in the reduction of molecular oxygen to two molecules of water
Source: RefSeq, a predicted model, not a curated record
CUCCAGUGUUAAGUGUGCUUGUGACAUAGCUUUCACAAGGUUCAACCUAGUCAAUAUGGGUGCUGGAGGUAGAACAUCGGUUCCACCGAGUCCCAAAAAACCCGAAUUCAACCCACUGAAGCGAGUUCCAUGCUCAAAGCCACCCUUCACUCUGUGUCAAAUAAAAAAAGCCAUCCCACCUCACUGUUUCAAGCGCUUCGUUUUACGCUCAUUCUCUUAUCUUAUUUACGACCUUGUAUUGGCCUCUCUUUUCUACUAUGUGGCCACCAAUUACUUCCCUAGCCUUCCUCAACCUCUCCCGUAUGUGGCUUGGCCUCUUUAUUGGGCCAUGCAAGGUUGUAUUUUCACCGCCUUUUGGGCGCUUGCCCAUGAAUGUGGUCAUCAAGCUUUCAGUGAUUAUCAAUGGCUUGACGACACUAUUGGCUUUAUCCUCCACACUUUUCUCUUAACUCCAUAUUUCUCGUUGAAAUAUAGCCAUCGCCGUCACCAUUCCAACACUGGUUCCCUCGAAAGAGACGAAGUCUUCGUUCCAAAGAAAAAAUCCGCUUUAAAAUGGUGGGCUAAACACUUCAAUAAUCCACUAGGCCGGUUUUUGGAAAUCUCCAUUCAACUUACCCUCGGCUGGCCGCUUUACUUACUGUUCAACAUCACUGGUCCACCUUACGAUAGGUUAGCUUGCCACUAUGACCCUUAUGGCCCCAUCUUUUCCGACCGCCAACGGCUCCAAAUAUACGUCUCCGACGCCGGCGUCCUCGCUGUCACCUAUGCUCUUUACCUUCUCGUGUUGGCCAAAGGGGUAGGUUGGGUUAUUAGCGUUUACGGGGUGCCAUUAUUGGUGGUUAAUGCCUUCUUAGUAAUGAUCACGUAUUUGCAACACACUCACCCAUCUUUGCCGCACUAUGAGUCUUCGGAGUGGGACUGGUUGAGGGGAGCUUUAUCGACCGUGGACAGAGAUUAUGGGAUUUUAAACAAGGUUUUCCAUGACAUAACCCGCAUACACGUGGCUCACCAUUUGUUUCCGACAAUACCUCACUAUCAUGCAAUGGAGGCUACCAAGGUGAUAAAGCCGAUUUUGGGGGAAUACUACCAGUUCGAUGGGACACCAGUUUAUAAGGCGAUAUGGAGGGAGUUGAAGGAGUGUGUUUACGUUGAACCAGAUGCGGGUGAUAAUGAUAAAGGUGUUUUAUGGUUUAGAAACAAGCUUUAAACAUUUGCAUUUUACCUUAGGAAUGUGUUCGUUUUUGUUGUUUAGAGGAUAUUUUAUGCAUCCCGUCGUACGUAAUAGUAGACCGAUAAAUUGGUGGUUGUUUCAUGAUAUAUGUUCGGCUUCCUGAAUUUAUGACUAUAUUUAUCUUCAAUAUUUAAA